AUGGCAUCAGCAAAAGUCGCUUGGAUUGGCCUGGGAAACAUCGGCCGCGGAAUGAGCCGCAACAUCGCUCUAAAAGGCCCCCAGACAUCACCCCUGAUCCUCUACAACAGAACCGCCUCCAAAGCAGCCGCCUUCGCAAAGACCAUCACCGCCGAAAAACCCCAAGCAGCGGUUGUGGCCGACUCGCCCUCCGCCGCCGUCAAGGACGCAAACAUCACCUUCAUCUGUGUCGGCGACGACCCAGCCCUCGACCAGAUCAUCGACACCAUUACCUCUGAUACCUCCAUCUCCCUCAAGGACAAAAUCAUCGUCGACUGCUCCACCGUCCACCCCGAUACCUCGCGCCGCACACACGCAACGCUCGCUUCGCACGGCGCCUCCUUCAUCGCCUGCCCCGUCUUCGGCGCCCCCAAUGCCGCAGAUGCAGGGCAGAUGGUCGUCAUCCCCGCUGGCUCCCCUGCUUCCAUUGACAAAAUCAGACCUUUCCUUGACGGCGUAACUUCAAAGGCAACACUGGAUCUCGGCCCCGAGAGCGAAAAGGAUGUCGGCCGCGCAACGCUCCUCAAAGUCCUCGGCAACACAUUCAUCCUCAACACCGUUGAAACACUCGCAGAGGGUCUCGUGGCCGCCGAGAAAUCCGGCCUGGGGACUAAGGCCUAUUCGGAGUGGGUGUCGACCAUGUUCCCCGGACCGUUUGCAAAGUACGCGGAGCGCAUGUCGUCGGGCGAGUACUUUAAGCGCGAAGAGCCGCUUUUCGCGGUUGAUCUGGCGAGGAAGGAUCUGAGGCAUGCGGCUAAUUUAGCGGAGUCGUCGGGGAUGACGCUGAAGAGUGUGAAGGUUACGGAUGACUAUUUGAAGGUUGUCAAGGAGGAGAAGGGAGAGAAGGGGGAUAUUGCGGGUGUUUAUGGGGCAAUUCGCAAGGAGGCUGGGCUUCCGUUUGAUAACGAGUGA
Messenger RNA from Aspergillus calidoustus, 951 nucleotides. NCBI's taxonomy places the organism in Eukaryota, Fungi, Ascomycota, Eurotiomycetes, Eurotiales, Aspergillaceae. The record is from the annotation of a GenBank genome assembly.